Molecule: messenger RNA, 807 nt
Organism: Trichoderma citrinoviride
Lineage: Eukaryota; Fungi; Ascomycota; Sordariomycetes; Hypocreales; Hypocreaceae
Product: Phospholipase/carboxylesterase
Exons: 2
Coding region: 1-807 (268 amino acids)
Biological process (GO): protein depalmitoylation
Cellular component (GO): cytoplasm
Molecular function (GO): palmitoyl-(protein) hydrolase activity; carboxylic ester hydrolase activity
Source: RefSeq, a predicted model, not a curated record
AUGUCCGUCUCUCCGUACAUCGUCGGCCCCUCGGCCGGCCACGCGCACACCCACACCAUCAUUUUCCUCCAUGGCCGCGACAGCCAAGCCCAGGAGUUCGCAUCAGAGUUGUUCGAGUGCGAAGCCUCGGGCUCCGAGGCAGACCGGACGCUGCCGGCUCUUUUCCCCACGGUUCGGUGGGUUUUCCCACAGGCGGCAGCCCUCCGCUCGGAGCGCUUCGGCGUGGAGAUGUCGCAGUGGUUCGACAUGUGGAGUGUGGAAAACGCCGAGGAGCGCAUCGAGUUGCAAGUCCCGGGCUUGCUGUCCAGCGUUGCCUCCAUCAGAGCCCUGGUCAAGGAGGAGGAGCUGCUUGUGCCAAGGAAGAGCAUCUUUUUGGGCGGCAUCAGCCAAGGCUUCGCAACCGCAAUAGCGACAUUCUUCGCCGACGGCAGCGGAGGCUUUGCCGGCCUGUGUGGCUUCUGCAGUUGGCUGCCGCUCGCCGACAAGGCUGCGCUGAACAUGGCCAAGCAAGGUCUCAACCAGCGUCAACACAUGCGGCAACUCUACGCCAACAGCGAUGACGAGCAACACGAGAAGCCGUCACAGUUGCAGCUCAUCCCCACGCCAAUUCUUCUUGAGCACUGUCAGGAUGACGAGGUCGUCCCCAUUGGCAACGGCGCCCGCAUGCGAGAGUUGUUGAGCCGGCUCGGUCUCAGCGUGGAGUGGCACGACUACGAGGAUGGGGGGCAUUGGAUCAAUGAACCGCAGGGCGUAGACGACUUUGUCCGUUUCUUGCAGGCCAACUUGUAUCGAGCCGAUGUUUCAUAG